Messenger RNA from Klebsormidium nitens, 2827 nucleotides. Lineage: Eukaryota; Viridiplantae; Streptophyta; Klebsormidiophyceae; Klebsormidiales; Klebsormidiaceae. The record is from the annotation of a GenBank genome assembly.
CAUUGGCUGCGGAAGGCUCACUCAGACUGCAGAGAGUGGGAGAGACGUGUGCACAGCAUUUUCGCAGGCAUUCUGCAGGGUGGACCUGCGAAUGAGAGUGGUGGCGGAGGUGCCAAGCCCUGCUGGUCUUAGACAAAGCAGCCCAACGUACGAGGGCUUGCUCUGAUCAAAGACUUGGCACCGCAAAAUCAGCUCCACAUGCUGAUCAAUCUGUGAGGAAAAGCACAGCUGGCCCCGCCACAGCUUCUGGAUGACCAUACAGCGCUGCUUGCUUGGCCCAAUUGCUCUUGCAGCACAGACGAGGAGCAGGUCCCCUGGGGAACAGGCUCAACUCUGAGCUCUGAUCGAAACUGACCUUGCCUGCCUUCAUUUGUCGCCAGCCUGCUCACUUGCCCCCCAAGCUGGGGAGGUCCCAAUGAGGCUGCAGGUCACCAAGGCGGCGGCACCUCAUGCGGAGGGCCUCACGGGGGUGGCCUGGACGGCGGGGAAUGACGUGUGGGCGUGCAGCGAGGACCAGGCCCUCUGGCGCUGGCCAGCGGAAGGGAACCCGCCCAGCAAGGUAUGUGAGCUGGAUGCCCCCUGCUCCUCGCUGCACUGGUACCCCUGCGCCUCUCGCAAGCCUCAGCCAGGCGCCACCACCGAUGUCUUCCUGCUGGCCGCGGACGAUGGCACAUUCCGGCUGAUGCGGGCAAACGGGCGGGAGGAGAAACGAGUGGACGCGCAUGCGGGCCCGCUAACCGCCAUCCAAUGGAACCAGGAAGGGACUGCUGUGGCCACGGGGGGCCAGGACGGGGCGCUCAAGAUCUGGUCUCGCAGCGGCAUGCUGCGCUCCGUCCUAGCGCAAAUCGAUGGCCCGGUGCUGUGCCUGGCGUGGAGCCCUGAUGCGGCCGCGCUGGUGUACCCGCGUGGGGGGCUGCUGCUGGUGGCGCCCCUGGCCGCGGGGGCCAGGCCUCUACAGUGGAGAGCCCACGACGCGCCCAUUCUGGCAGUGGACUGGAGCCCUGCCGCUGACAAGAUUGCGUCAGGAGGGGAAGACGCCAUCUACAAGGUGUGGGACACGGACGGGCGGCCGCUGUUCCAGAGUGCACCGCUGCCCAGCGCCUGCACCGCCCUCGCCUGGGCGCCGGGGGGCUGCCACCUGGCCGUUGCUACACGCGGUGCGGUGUACCUGUGCGAGAGCAGCGGCGUGUUUGCAUCGCACUACUCGUUCGAGGGCAGCAUGGUGCGAAGUGUAGCUUGGAGCUGCGACGGAUCGCGGCUGGCGGUCGGUGGAGCGGGCGGGCUCCUGGCGGUGGGCCACAUGGUGAAGCGGAGGGUGGAGUGGGGCAGCCACAGCGCGCUGCUGGCAGAGCCCGCGCGCAUACGGGUCCAGGAGGUGGGCAGCGCGGCGCAGGAGGAGCUGGAGGUGCGCGAGGCGGUGGUGGCCAUGAGCUUCGCGUACGACCACCUCCUGGUGGCCACCGCGCAUCAGGUGGCCAUUUACGGCGUGGCGUCGUGGAACACGCCGGUGGUGGUGGAGGUGGCGGACACGCCGCUGCUGCUGCUGCAGGCGGAGCGCCUCUUCCUGCUCGCCGACCCCUCCGCCGGCGUGCAGCUGCUCUCCUACACCGGCCGCACGCUCGCCACCCCCAAGUGGCAAGGCCUGCGGCCCGAGGCGCUGACGGGCGCCAACUGCAGCUUGAGCAACGACACUCUGGCCGUGGUCGACCGGCUGGACCCGCGCUGCGUGCGCUGCCUCUCCACCGCCACGGGCCAACCGGUCGGGGAGCCGCUGCGGCACAGCCAGGACGUGCUGCACGUCGCGCUCAGCCAGGGCGGGACGCCCGCGGAGCGGCGCCUAGCGCUCAUCGACAGAAACCGCGACCUCUACUGCACCGCACUCCAGUCGCCUGCGCUGGGCCGGCUGGGCGCCGCGGUGGAGGGCCUGGCGUGGCACGCGGCCGCGGACGUGCUGCUGGGCCUCGCCGGCGGCCGCGUGCUGCAGUGGGCCGCGCCCGGGGUGCUGGCCGCCGACCCGAGCCUGCUCCCCGCCACCACCGCCAGCCUCGACGUCAGCCAGCACGGCCCCCGCCUGGAGCUAGUGGCCUACGGCGAGCCUGCUGCCACGCUGCGUACCCCCCGCGGCACCCUGGUGCACGUGGCCGUGUCCCCGUACCCGCUCGCGCUCGCCCAAGCCGCCGCCGCAGGCCGGUGGGAGGCCGCCACCCGGCUGUGCCGCUGCGUGGCCGACGACGGCCUCUGGGCAGCACUGGCCGCACGGGCCCUGGCCGCACGGGAGACCGCCACCGCAGAGGCGGCCUACGCAGCACUGGGACAGGUGGCCAUGGUGGACGCGCUGGCGUACAUACGCGCGCUGCCGCGCGAAGAGGCACGCGCAGCACAGCUGGCGGUCUUGCAAGGAAGGAUAGAAGAGGCGGAAGGCAUCCUUCUCCAAGCGGGACUUGUAUAUCGAGCCAUCAAAAUCCACAUCCGUGCCAAGAACUGGGACAGGGCGCUGGAAGUAGCUGUCAAGCAGAAGAGCCAUGUGGACACUGUACUCUGGUAUCGAGGAGCCGAACUGGCAGUGACCGGACGAGAAGAGACACAUGCGCUCUUUCUGCAAUUUUCACAGCAGGUGGAGAUCAACGAAGAGCAGAUUCGAUUGAAGAUAUGCCAAGAGAAAGAGAGGGAGAGUCAAGGGAGUAUGUCAACGGCCAAACGCCGGUAAUCCAUGUCGAGUGCCCCAGUAUGAGUAUCAGUAUUGCGAAUAGGCCGAUGUUACCUGCUCCAAUCGAAGCUAACUAAAGCUGAUAUAAAUAUAUGAUCAGAAUCAUUGUUUGAAAUUUUG